CCUCCCAAUAAUCAAAGAGAUUCAUAUAUUAAGCAAUAUCUCUAUCUUUAUAUCAUACAUAUUACAAAUUCAUACCCUUAUCUCAUAUUGAUAGAGAUCUAUCAAUUUUGGAGUUGUUGGAAUUAGCUUAGGAAACCAAAAUUGAAUUAACCAUGAGCCAUGCACAAUUCUACGAUAAUCAUGCAAUUAAGGCAGAUCAAGCCAUGAUUAGCAAUAACAACAAUGUUUCUCCUCCUUUGAAGAUCAACAAGAACUCUCAUUUGAUCAAGAAAUCAUCGUCGAAUUCGUUAUCUUCUUCUUCCUCUUCUUCCUCCCUAUUUAAUGGGGUCGCGACCAUCACCUCAACCACCAUCCCGCAUCAGCCACGUCAUCCAAUUAUCAUCCACACACAUCCUCCCAAAGUUAUUCACACACAUCCACGCGAUUUCAUGGCAUUGGUCCAAAAACUCACUGGCUUUUCACGAGAAGACGAUAACUCUUCUCCUUCUCAUCCACCUCUUCCUCUACCUCAACAUCCCAAAUCCGAGCCUAUAAACGAGGAGGAGGACCCUGUUUCUGGCCCUGAAAGCUGUCUUGGAGAUAUCCUCCGACCCGAUAAAGAAAUUAAUUAUCAAAAUAAUAGGGACAUUAAUAAAAAAUGUGAGUUAUUGGCCAAUGAUGACAAUGAAUCCACAUCGGUUGUCACUGAUGAAAAUAGUGGUAAUUGCAGUUUAGGAGAUGCUCAGGUUAAUUCAUCAGCUUCUUGUUAUGUUCCUCCUCCUCCAACAAUUUUUGAUCUACCUAAUAUUAAUGAUAUUAAUAGUGGUAUUAGUAAUUAUGAUAAUCUUAAUGACCCUCCAAUUUUCUUAGAUAGUAAUAAUGCACCUUUUCCUAGUCCAAAUUCGACCGAUUUAUUUUUCUCAGAUCAGCCAUUUUGUAACUAUACCGAUCCAUUUUUUUUUAUGCCUAGUAAUAGUAUGAGAAGUUCCUUUUCUUCUUCUUCAUUGGAAAAUAUUAAGGAGCUUCCAGAUUUUUGAAGUCCAGCUUCGGAUAUUAUAAGAGAAUUAGGACUUCUUUUUCGUAAUUUUUUUAUUGAUCGGGAUUUUUUUUUUUUUUUUUACUGUUGUCUUUCAGAUUCCUUUAUGUUUCAGAUAAGGAAAAAAUUUUGCAACAUUUUUCCUUGUAGGUAGAGUUUAAAUAAAUCUAGAAUUUUUUUUCAAUAAUGAGCCAUAGAAGAAAAUGAAAGGUUAUUUUGAUUUCCGUUCUGUA
Messenger RNA from Nicotiana attenuata, 1248 nucleotides. RefSeq names its product VQ motif-containing protein 20-like. The transcript has a single exon. NCBI's taxonomy places the organism in Eukaryota, Viridiplantae, Streptophyta, Magnoliopsida, Solanales, Solanaceae. The coding region runs from base 153 to 1016 and encodes 287 amino acids. Gene Ontology annotation, cellular component: nucleus. The record is from RefSeq and is a predicted model, not a curated record.